Molecule: messenger RNA, 1137 nt
Organism: Fusarium coffeatum
Lineage: Eukaryota; Fungi; Ascomycota; Sordariomycetes; Hypocreales; Nectriaceae
Exons: 1
Coding region: 1-1137 (378 amino acids)
Source: RefSeq, a predicted model, not a curated record
AUGGAUCAUCAACCCCCCGAUACCCCUUCUACCUCUACCAACCUCAUCGAUGUUCCCGCCAGGAAAAUCACUGAACGUCCCGACAUCCUGAAUCUCCUCACCCUUUCUGAGCUCACGGAUAUCCUCAAGAAGAUCGACGAUGAAAGCCCUACCGUCUCGUUUCCCACGAUGGAGCUCAUGAAGACGUUUAACCGUCUCCCACCUGAAAUGCGACUCGAAAUCUGGGAAGCCAUCGCGCCCUCGGGCCGGGAUGCCAUCAUGGGUCCCUAUGAUGUCCCAGAAGUUUCAGAUGAGGACGACAAUUACAACGACCUGGAUCAUGGCCAGUUAACAAGUGUCCUGCACACUCGAGACCCUCUAGUGAUGAGACAGGUUAGCCGAGAGGCAUUGAACGUCUGGACCAAAGCGUCUAUUGGGCAGCUGUUCAUGCCCCUACACGAGGACGCGCUUGAGCACUUGCAAGAUCUAAUCUUCGGAGUUGAGUCCAUCGCCACGUUGUGGCCCUUGUCAUGGCAGCUCAAGAAGUUGUUCGACGCUCUUCUUAUUCGUCAUGAGCGCGGCUGCAAACCGGUGAAGACUGUUUAUGUUGGAGUAUCGGUUGUUGUGUGUGAGCCAUACGUCAGCCCGAUUGCAAAUUCGCAACUAGGCGAAUACAAGUUUCGCGUCUUUGCCCUGGAUGAUGAGAAGCUACCCACCUUUAUUGACAACUGUAACGCUCGGCGACGUUACCACAACUCCAAAGAGUGUUAUCUCACACACCUCCAGGAGUACUGGUCUAAACACAAAGACCCCCAAGAGUUGCGCGACGUCUGGAACAAGUGCAUAUCAGAAAACGAGAACAAGAUAAGCCCAGAGCUUAUUCCAGUUGUUGUUGGGACCGAAUCCGCCCACGAGAUUGUGUACCGAACCUCAUCACUCUUCCGUUCCGACGUCAAACAACAAAAGCUUGCCUAUUCUGUGCAAACAUAUGGGUGGAGCAAGGAGUGGUUCGAACCAGGAGGACCUCGUCACUCGUUCCCCCUUCUACGUCGAGCGAGAUGUUCGAAGUGCUGGCCUGCUGAUGCCACUUACUACACACUCCUCGACGCUGAAGUUCCUGCUCGAGACGUGUUGGACUUUUUUGCUCACACUGGAUAG